ACCUUUAAAUUUCAUUGUGAAUUUUAAUUGACUUGCAACUGCGUGUGAAACGCAAGCGAAAACAGUCAAUCUCACCACACAAAAUUCCAGCAUGGAAAGUGAAGUGCCAUGUCACUCGUAGCCCGGCCUAUCACAGCGCCUUAUCUUCCACCCCCUUAUCUCUCCCCUGCAAUCCAAACAGCUUACCUUAUAGAAACAGCGUCCACUUUCUCGCUAUCUUUCCUUCGCUGGAAGCUCUACCAAAGGGGGCGAUGGCGGCCACUUCUUUCCUGGGAUCUCCAGCUCUACUCAAGCCACAAACCACUUCCCAGGCCAGCACUGCGGCUCCUCUCAAGACCAACUUGGCGAUCAAGGCAGCUCAAGGCAAAGACGAGAAGAGAAGCAGGAGAAACAUCGUCGGGAUUGCAGCAGCUGCGUUGCUCGUUGGAGGAUUGCUGUCCGGCGAGCAAGCCAAGGCCGGGCUUGUGGAAGAUCUUCUCGCAAAGUCUGCUGCUAAUAAGGAGCUAAAUGAUAAGAAGCGAUUGACAACGAGUGGAGCGAACCUGGCCCGUGCCUACACAGUCGAGUUCAAUACUUGCAGGUUCCCAUACAACUUCACCGGCUGCCAAGAUCUCGCGAAGAAACAGGAUGUCAAGUUCUUGAGCGACGAUCUGAAGCUCGAGUGCGAAGGCAAAGAUAAGUACAAGUGCGGCUCCAAUGUAUUCUGGAAGUGGGGGAAGUAAACGCAUGAAAUGGAAAUCUUACGAAAAGUUGAUCCAGUCUUGUUGAUUGUUCAAAAACGGAGAAAACAAAUCGACCAUUGCUGUGAAGUAUAGAUUGUGAUCCUGUAUAAAAAAAGAACGAAAAAAGAAAACGAGUAAAUGAGUAUGAGAUUAAAAUGAUUCUUAUGUACUUCCGUAUUACGUCUAUAUACAAAUUGACUACACCGCU
Selaginella moellendorffii is the source of this 930-nucleotide messenger RNA. RefSeq names its product photosystem I reaction center subunit N, chloroplastic. The transcript is spliced from 3 exons. The record is from RefSeq and is a predicted model, not a curated record. Gene Ontology annotation, cellular component: chloroplast photosystem I. NCBI's taxonomy places the organism in Eukaryota, Viridiplantae, Streptophyta, Lycopodiopsida, Selaginellales, Selaginellaceae. Gene Ontology annotation, biological process: photosynthesis. Bases 252 to 722 code for a protein of 156 amino acids.